AUGGCACCCGCUAAACCCUCAAAGACCAUUGCAGCGACAGGGAAAGACCUUCGCUCUUUCUUCGGUGGUGCUGGAAUCAUUCGAUGUUGCAUUCGGUUAUGCACAACGCCAACGGGACGCAUUUUGAACUUGUUUUCUCGCGACACAUGUUGUCGAUCAAAUCCUGGCGCGAGUGAUCCAAAAUAUGGUACGCACGAGCGCGGUCUACGCUUCUAUCGUAUUGGUCAUCGGGUUCAGCUUCCUGCCCUUCUUGAUCGCCGUCGUUCCGCUGGUGUGGUUCUACUCCAAGGUUACCGCGUACGAAUGGAUUUCUUCUUCUUCCAGAAUCAUCCUGACACUAUUGAUAGGUACUAUCUCUCGACGUCGCGUGAACUCAAGCGUCUGGAUGCGGUGUCCCGCUCACCCAUCUUUGCGUGGUUCUCGGAAUCCCUGGCCGGAAUUUCCACCAUUCGGGCCUUCGACCAGCAAUCUGUUUUCAUUGCCAGCAACGCGCGCCGUAUUGAUCGCAACCAGUUGUGCUACCUCCCCAGUACUUCCGUCAACCGCUGGCUUGCAGUCAGACUGGAGUUUGUUGGAGCAAUCAUUAUUUUCGUCACAGAUGUUUUGACUGUCGCUGCCGUUGCGACCAGUGAUGUUGAUGCGGGAUUGGUCGGUCUGGUUCUGUCGUGGCUGUACUUCCGUCUCGAGGUAUUGCUCACUAAGCGACCACAGAACUGGUUCUCCUCGCUUUCAGCAGGUCAGAGGCAGCUUUUGUGUUUCGCGAGGGCUUUCUUGCGCAAGACUAAAGUGCUCGUCCUCGAUGAAGCAACAUCUGCAGUUGAUCUAGAUUCCGACCGAGCGAUUCAAGAAAUUAUCCGGGGUCCAAUCUUCCGCGAUGUGACCAUUCUAACCAUUGCGCACCGCUUAAACACGAUCAUGGAGUCUGACAGGGUUCUAGUUUUGGAUGCUGGAAGGAUUGCAAAAUUCGAGUCCCCACAGAAGUUGCUGGAGAACAAGAGUUCCAUCUUCCGUUCUAUGGCGAUGGAGGCUGGUCUAGUUCAGGCCCGGCCUGAUGAUGAAGUGAAAGCAUAG
Suillus clintonianus is the source of this 1071-nucleotide messenger RNA. Its product is annotated as P-loop containing nucleoside triphosphate hydrolase protein. Gene Ontology annotation, biological process: transmembrane transport. NCBI's taxonomy places the organism in Eukaryota, Fungi, Basidiomycota, Agaricomycetes, Boletales, Suillaceae. Bases 1 to 1071 code for a protein of 356 amino acids. Gene Ontology annotation, cellular component: membrane. Gene Ontology annotation, molecular function: ATP binding; ABC-type transporter activity; ATP hydrolysis activity. The record is from RefSeq and is a predicted model, not a curated record. The transcript is spliced from 9 exons.